AGACAAGACGAAUUGAAAUGGAACGGUUGGGGUUAUAAAGAUUCCGUUUUUCACAUCAAUAAAGAUGACUGUGUGCAAUAUUCAGGAGAUAGGUAUAGCAUUAGCGGUCAUGAAUUUCCUGAAUUAAGAAAAUGGAUGGUCGAACGCUGCGGUGUUAGUCUGGAUGAUAAAACCUUUUCUCAGAAUGUGCCCAAAGCAGUUGAUUUGCCCGCAAUAAUUUCAAAUGACGCUUUUGUACGUGAUUUGAGUACAACUGGUGUCGCAGUAUCCAUGGAUGCUGAAGACAGGUUAUUUCGAGCGCAUGGACAUACAUUGGCUGAACUGUAUGAUUUGAGGCAUGGUAAAUUUAAGCGAAUCCCAGAUAUAGUGGCAUGGCCCGAAAAUCACGAUCAUGUUGUAAAAAUUGUUCAACUAGCAUCGAAGCAUGAUGUCUGCAUCAUACCUUUUGGAGGGGGCACUACUGUAAGUGGAGCUUUGCUAUGUCCAGAGAAUGAAAAUAGAAUGAUCUUGUCCUUAGAUACAUCUGAAAUGGAUCGCAUAUUAUGGGUCGAUCCAGAAAACUUUCUCGCUCAUGUUGAAUGUGGUAUAAUUGGCCAAGACUUGGAGCAACAGCUAGCUGAAUACGGUUUUUGUACUGGACAUGAACCGGAUUCAAUGGAAUUUAGCAGCUUGGGCGGCUGGGUUGCCACUAGAUCUUCUGGGAUGAAAAAGAAUAAAUACGGCAAUAUCGAAGAUAUGUUGAUAAGGGUUAGAAUGGUUACAGCUAAAGGUACCAUCGAAAAGUCCUGUCAGGUUCCUCGUAUGUCGACUGGCCCAGAUAUUCAUCAUUUCAUAUUAGGCUCAGAAGGAACGCUUGGAGUUAUAACCGAAGUAACUUUAAAGAUUUCGCCUUUGCCAAAGUGUAAAAGAUAUGGCUCUAUUGUUUUUCCAAAGUUUGAAAACGGAGUUGCAUUUUUAAAAGAAAUUGCUGCAAAACGUAUUGCUCCUGCAUCUAUCCGUUUAUUGGAUAAUGAUCAGUUUCAAUUUGGUCGAAACUUGAGACCUCCUAAGACUUCUAUCUUUGCAAGGCUAGCCGAUAAGUUGAAGACCUUAUAUGUUGUUAAUUUUAAAGGCUUUGAUCCAAAUUCGUUGAGCCUGGUGACUAUCGUUUUUGAAGGAACCGAAGAGGAGGUAGCUUUGCAGCAGAAAAACAUUUAUGCUGUCGCUAGUGAUCACGGUGGCUUAAAUGCUGGUGAAGAGAGUGGAAAGGCUGGCUAUAUGUUAACAUUUUCUAUUGCCUAUCUGCGGGAUCUGGGAUUUGACUAUUCUUACAUGGCUGAAUCGUUUGAGACAACGCUCCCAUGGAAUAAGGUUAUUGAUGCAUGUCGCAAUGUUAAACAUGUACUUCUUCAAAAGUGUAAAGAACAUUGUGUUCCAUGUGAACCGUUAGCAACAUCAAGAGUUACGCAAGUUUACGAUACUGGAGCUUGUGUCUACUUUUACUUCGGGUUUCGUUAUACAGGUUUAGAACAUCCAGUUGAAGUCUAUGAGAGCAUUGAGCAAGCUGCAAGGGACGAAAUUCUUGCUUGUGGUGGUAGUCUUUCGCAUCAUCAUGGAGUUGGUAAGAUACGCAAGCAAUGGCUACCUCAAACUGUCUCUACGGUUGGACUACAAGCAGUAUCUGCUAUUAAAAAAGAACUUGACCCUCACAAUAUAUUUGGAUGUCAAAAUUUGUUUUCAAAACUGUAA
Messenger RNA from Trichoplax adhaerens, 1728 nucleotides. RefSeq lists its product as uncharacterized. NCBI's taxonomy places the organism in Eukaryota, Metazoa, Placozoa, Uniplacotomia, Trichoplacea, Trichoplacidae. Gene Ontology annotation, molecular function: alkylglycerone-phosphate synthase activity; FAD binding. The annotation marks the transcript as partial. Gene Ontology annotation, biological process: lipid biosynthetic process. The transcript has 21 exons. The record is from RefSeq and is a predicted model, not a curated record.